Molecule: messenger RNA, 793 nt
Organism: Xyrichtys novacula (pearly razorfish)
Lineage: Eukaryota; Metazoa; Chordata; Actinopteri; Labriformes; Labridae
Source: the annotation of a GenBank genome assembly
AUGAGCCCAUCAGGCCUAGGUCUGACAACACCAAAGCUCCCUCAGGUGGGUCCAUUCCGCAUUAUAUUGUGUCUGCAUGAGGGGUUGUAUCGAGUCAGGAGAGAGGAUGUAAGAAUCUUAAUAUACUGAGGAGCAGACAUUGUGUGUGGACUAGGCUAUCCAGGUAGUCUAGGUAAAUCCUACCUGUUGAAUGGUUUGAUCUUAGGGUGAUUUUUAGCAGCAUGCAGUUAGAAACUGUUACAAUAAAAUAAAGACUCUUCAUCAUCAGGUUGGUUAACAUUAAAACAAAUCUCUGUGUCUCUGUUUGUCCCAGCUGACCGGCGAGCUGCCACAGCAUAGUGCUGCCGCUGCACUAAGGGACUCCGUUGUCUGGGAGCCUUCUUUCUCCACAUGUCAGGAGCCCUCCAGCUCUACUCCGAACAAUGGGACCCCCUGGUCCGAGGUAGUGGUCCGCAGUCGGAAGAAGGCUCCUGGCAGAACUCCGUGCAGGGUUUCCUCCUCUGUCUGCACCCCCCUCUCCAACAAAUAUUCGGCUCUAUCCAUGAGCGUGGAGCCACUGGUCCAGGGCCCUGCUGAUUCCAAGUUCUCCCCGAAGGAUGCUGCGCCCCCACUGAUAGAUGUCAUCCUUCCCUCCACUCAUGGCUGCCUGUGCCCCACAGGAUCAAUGUCCAGCACCGGGCCAUCCAGCACUGUGCCACUCGCCUCCGUCCCCCUGCCCCUCAAACCAGUGGAGGCGACUCCUGAAGGACGCGGUGCGAUAGCACACUGGACGUCCUCACUCCCGGGCGCCUGA